This is a messenger RNA of Daphnia carinata, 2104 nucleotides long. Its product is annotated as polyadenylate-binding protein-interacting protein 1-like. NCBI's taxonomy places the organism in Eukaryota, Metazoa, Arthropoda, Branchiopoda, Diplostraca, Daphniidae. The record is from RefSeq and is a predicted model, not a curated record. The coding region runs from base 337 to 1707 and encodes 456 amino acids. Gene Ontology annotation, cellular component: cytosol. Gene Ontology annotation, biological process: regulation of translational initiation. The transcript has 9 exons. Gene Ontology annotation, molecular function: protein binding; translation activator activity; RNA binding.
AAUGUAUGGAAUAAGGACGGUGGACAGCUGCUUCAUAAAAGGACAUUGAGUUUGGCGGAGGUUAGCAAUCUGUUGGGUGAAAAGGGACUCAGUGCAGUCUGUGCCGUGUCCCGUGUCGAACGUGCUCUCGUCACUAAAGGUGAGCUUGAUUUGACUCGAGGGUCUUUGCGGUGCCAGCGCGCGUAACGAAUCACGACGACCUGCUCAGCUUUGUUCCAAAACAAUAGAAGCUCUGCGAAUCGACGAAAACGACGCGAAAACGAUACACUCAUCGCCCCUCUUGUGAUCAAGCCUUUGCUGUUCCGCUUCGAUACAAUUUAUCGUAAUCUUCGAAAAAUGACUUCAUCUGCUGUUCCCGGCAAAAAAGAUACCCGGUUUGCUCCACAGCCCGCUAACAACCAACAGUUUUUUAGGCGAGAACGCAGCUUUGUCCUGCAACGUCCCUCACAGAAUGGGCCAGCAGGAAAUCAUUUCCAGCAACGAGAGCGCAGUUUCAUUCGUGAUGGAAACCGCCCGGCUGCCGGCAACUCUUCGAAUGCUUUUCCAAAUGCUAUGGGAAGCAAUAAUAGCAAAGCACGCGGUGGCUCUCAUCACAAUGGGAACAAUGGGCCAGCAUCGGCAUCCGCCGGGAGGGGUGGCAAACCCAAUAUGGAAAUUUAUCGUCCACCAAGCAUGCGAAGUGGUGAAAUUCCAGCCGGCGGAAAGGGACAAUCGAAUCAGAACUCUCCCGAUCAUCAGCCCCCACGUCUUACCAAAAGCCGAACUUCACUCGAACUAAAUAAUAAUAGCACAAGAGUGGCUAAUAAAGUGGCACAACAAGGCUCUGCUACCGUUACUUCGAUCACGAUACAACAGCAACCGGUUAAAGAAGUGACCGCAUCACCGUCGGGUCAGUUCGUGCUGCAGAGAUCGAAAAGCAGCGGAUCGCAUCUUACUCUGCAACAACAAAAAGUGCCCGUACCGAAACCGACGUCAUCAGUCACGACGCCUAAAGGCACCAAUUUAGAAUUACCCGAUAUCAGUUCGUUUCCCGAAGCAGCUCAAGUUUUACUUCGGAAAAUAUCCGUUGAUCCAGAUGCAGCUAAUAGCCGCUCAGUCAUGGAGGCUGUAAAAACGUUGGUCAGUCGAAUGUUAGAAUCAUCUCGUUACGCUUCUCCUAUAGCUCGUUACUGUUCAUAUGUCAUAGAGAAAGAAACAAAAGAAACUUUUAGAGAAAGCUUACUCAACACAUGUCAAGAGUUGUUCCAGGAACGUGAUCGAUUGUUGAGAACAGCGUCGGAGUCUUCUCAGCGUUGGGUGGCCUUUAUAAAUUUUCUUAACGAAAUGUAUUUGCAGUUGAAACGACGCAAUUUCAACACCAAAGCUAAAUCUAGUUCGACAAGACUGUCUCCAGAUUUGAUUCUGCUUUCUUUGCUGGCUGAAAGCUGCUGUGCUACACUCAGACAGCCAUCAUCACAAUCUCUUCAAGAGCUGGAAUGUCUGUUUUUUGUUCUGACGGGCAUUGGCCGAGAUGUCGAAACAGAACUUCCCAGCAAAAUGUCUGCCAUAUGGAAUGCAAUUCGAGAUGCGUUCCUCGAAAUGAAUUCAUUGCCAGGAGCAGCUCAGCGCACUUUGCUGCAACUGGUUGAACUUAGGGCGGCUAAAUGGCAACUUCCUGCCACUGCUGUCACAUACUACUAUCCAUCCGUCUCGGGAUCGGCCUAUUGAUCCCCAACUGAAUUGCCAUGGCUGUGUUGAAUCACACGGCAACAAACAGAAAGUUUUUUUUUAUCCCUUAAUUACUACGAUUGGAAUUUCUCAAAUUUUUAUUCCUACGUUUUCACUGUUUUUUAUGCUUUAAACGGGGAUAAUCAGUCGUCCUUCGUUAAUUUGAUAUAUAGCAAUAAAAACAAUCAAGUCAAUAUUAUAUGUAAACCUCCUUUUGGAAUUCCGUAAAUUUCGGCUUGUGUAAAAAGGCCAUCACUUUCAUUCAUAGUCCUUGCACUACUGUUUCUCAUGGAGUGUUUAGUUUGAUUUCAGGUACCACAAACUAUGGUGUCCUGGUUGACCUAUAAUCUGAUGUAAAGUGAUACAUUUGGGCUAUAAUAAACUUUUAAUCCAAAAA